AUGUGCAUAACAUUCUUAAGGUCCUCCUUACAGCAACAUCAAGCCCCGCAGUGGCUGGAGGACGCCAAGUUUGGAAUUUUCAUACAUUGGGGCCUUUAUUCUGUACCUGCAUGGGCACCUGUCGGAAAGGAAUACAGCGAGUGGUAUUGGUGGCAAAUGAACCAUGAGCCGACUUAUUCGUACCAUCGUGAGACGUAUGGUGAGGAUUUCAACUACGAUGAUUUUAUCCCCAAGUUACCAAAUACGCCCGAUCCAACAAAAUGGCUUGACUUGAUCUCCCGGUCACGUGCACGUUAUUUUGUGUUCACCACAAAGCAUCACGACGGACUCGCCCUGUGGAAUACGAGUGUAUCGGAGCGGUCAUCAGUCCAUCUUGGACCCAAACGAGAUUUUGUCGAUGCCAUAAUGACAGCAGCCAAACAACCGGAAUAUGCACAUGUCAAACGAGGACUCUAUUUUUCAUUGCCAGAAUGGUUUCAUCCAGAGUACCGAGACGUUUCGCUUGGUUGGCACGGACCACCCAAGAACCCGUAUACAGGCAAGAUGAUCCCAUACACCGGCUACAAUCCAACAAUUCGAGACUUUGUCAAUGACCAUCAAGUGCCACAAGCCUUGGAACUGAUUGAGUAUCAUGAGCCUGAUAUUUUUUGGUGCGAUAUUGGAGGCAUCAAUAAUUCGUCUGCCUGGCAAGCGCCUUAUUUCAACCGUGCUGCAUCACAAAAACGUCAAGUGGCGAUUAAUGAUCGGUGCGGCAACGGUAUUUCGGAUUUCACCACAGUCGAGUACCAAUCCAAUGCAGAUGCACCAUCACGGUUCUGGGAAGCGACACGGGGGAUUGAUCCUUAUUCGUUUGGAUAUAAUCAAGCCACCCGACAAGAUCAAUAUGCGGAUACAGGGUCGCUCUUGCGAGAGUUGAUAGAUGUCGUUGCCAAGGGUGGCAAUCUGCUAUUAAAUAUUGGACCAGACAUGUACGGUCAAGUGGUUGAAUCCAUGGCCAGCAAGCUCGCGGAGAUGGGCGAAUGGAUCGAUCAUGUCGGACCAGAGUGUCUGUUUAAUACAACACGCUAUUGGGUUGCGCCAAAUGGUGUAGAGCAAAACAAGGUCAGGUUAAGGUUUACAGUGGCCGAGGAUGGGACGUUUUAUAUGUUUAUCCUUGACGAGCCUCCACAGGGUGAGUUCACCAUCCCGGUGCCGGUGCCUAAAAUCGAGUCCAGCGUAACGACUGGAAAGAGUAUUCAUGUGCCAUGGCAAUUAGACCUGCAAAACCGGGUCGUAUUGCAGAUUUCAGAACAGGUUAUCCAGGCUAGCAAGUAUGUUUGGGUGUUUAAGAUGUUGUAA
Messenger RNA from Zychaea mexicana, 1338 nucleotides. RefSeq names its product alpha-L-fucosidase-domain-containing protein. The transcript is spliced from 2 exons. The record is from RefSeq and is a predicted model, not a curated record. The coding region runs from base 1 to 1338 and encodes 445 amino acids. Gene Ontology annotation, cellular component: lysosome. Gene Ontology annotation, biological process: glycoside catabolic process; fucose metabolic process. Gene Ontology annotation, molecular function: alpha-L-fucosidase activity. NCBI's taxonomy places the organism in Eukaryota, Fungi, Mucoromycota, Mucoromycetes, Mucorales, Lichtheimiaceae.